Molecule: messenger RNA, 3096 nt
Organism: Mytilus californianus (California mussel)
Lineage: Eukaryota; Metazoa; Mollusca; Bivalvia; Mytilida; Mytilidae
Exons: 4
Coding region: 536-3004 (822 amino acids)
Molecular function (GO): ATP hydrolysis activity; ATP binding
Source: RefSeq, a predicted model, not a curated record
CUCGUCAUUCAAAAAAGUGAAAACCAGACGAUCGAUAAAGAACCGACUGCGGUAGAUACAAUAGGAUAUCCACCAUCAGUGUAACAGUUACAGAACCACACCCGUUAUUUUGCCAGUUUAAUAAUAUACUAUUCGACAGUGCGGCUGCGACGAAUCAAUUGAUUGUUUCUUUAAAAAGAAAUUUCUAGUUACAAAGUUACUUCGUCAUUGAAAAAAUUAAAGGCAGGCGAUAAAGAACUGACUGCGGCAGUUAAGGGAUAACACCAGCAGUGUUACAGUUACAGAACCACACCCGUGUUUUCGUCAUCUAUAUAGUAUAUUAUUGGACAGAGCAGCUGUGACAAUCCAUUGAUUGUUUCUGUAAAGAAAUAUCUGGUUACAAAAAUGACUUCGUCAUUUCAAAAAUGAAAGACAGGCGAUAAAGAACUGACUGCGGCAGAUACAGGAUAGCCACCAGCAGUGUUACAGUUACAGAACCACACCCGUGUUUUUGUCAUCUAUAUAGUAUAUUAUUGGACUGCGUGACUUGUUAGCCAUGAUACGAUCGAUCGCACUUCACAAUUUUGUUCAUUUUAAUCAGGAACAAAGACUUGUGUUUGAAGACGGUACUAAUUUUAUCAUCGGAGGCAAUUCGACUGGAAAAACUGCUGUUUUUGAAUUAAUUCGCCGAUGUUAUUCCAACAACAUUAAUACAUCAACAACUUCUGUGUUGAAUAAAAACGAAUUAGCGUAUGCUGUUUGUCAUUUCAAAAUACCUGAACGUUAUCCUUCAAUUAAUAUUGAUUGCAUGCAACAACCGAAAGAGAUCCUUGCAUGCAUUUUCGUCAGGAAUAGUAGAAAUGGCAAAGCAAAUGAAUUUGAAUAUUACAAAGUUAUCUCGUCAACAUCAAAUGGGCAGUCAUAUCAGACCUUCGUACAGAAAUGUAUUGGACUUUAUGGUUGUAGUACAGAGGAACUUGUACAAAUUGGAUGCAAAGAAGUAACACUGGAGACAUCUGUAUUAGAAAAAGUAAUCAAUAGUUACACCAAAAAAGAUGAAAAAGUAGACGAUAGUGUCAGCAAAAAAGAUGAAAAGGUACAGGAAAGUGGCAAUGAAACGGAUGAAAAAGUAAAGGAUAGGGGUAGCACAAAAGAUGAAAAGGUAGAGAAUUGUGACAGCACAAAAGAUGAAAAGGAGAAGAAUAGUGCCAGCACAAACGAUGGAAAGAUCAAUGAUAGUGGCAGCACAAAAGAUGAAAAGAUAAAGGAUAUUGACAGCAAAAAAGAUGAAAUACAUAAUUUCUUUGACAUGAUUCCGUACAAAUUUGAAUCUACCUCUCAAGAAGCCAUAAAAACCUUGAAUACACUGUAUGAUUGGUUGGAAAAGGGUUAUACUGGUAUAUUACCAAUGCGAUCAAUUGGUCCACUUCAAUGGACAAAGAGCAAGUAUAACAAGCAUGAAAAUAGAGAAUAUAAUUAUAAAAAGGCAUGCGACCGUGCAGAAAUUUUAUGGCAUCUUCUAGAUAACGAAAAGGUUGAUGAAAAGCUAGAGGCAAAAUUUUCUGAACAUAUUGUAUAUCCUUACAAAUUCAGUAAAGAUAAUGACAAAAUUCUAGUCAGUAAUUCUGAAAGACAAGAUUUGCCACCGAAGCCACUUUUGAAAACACCAGAAGGUAUAAUUGAAGCAAAGCAGUUGGCCCUAAUACUUUCACACACAGAAUACUCAACGAUAACUUUAGAGGAACCAGAUCAUGGUAUGCAUCCUCAUAUGAUAAAAAAAUUGCGGGACCUUAUUCUGAGACGUAUUUCGGGUAAAACCGUUCUAAUUAUAACCCACAAUCCUUCGUUGAUUGACAAAUGGGCCAUGUCAAGAACAUUUGUAUCGUCAAAAUCAAUUCGGAAUGAAACAAUCUGUCAUUCAAUCUGCAAAGUACCAAAAAAAUAUUAUAAGUUGUGUGAAAGUGAUCAUUCUGAAGAAAUGAAAAAUCUGCUUUUUUCGUCUCGCAUUCUUUUCGUAGAAGGUAAAACUGACAAAAUAAUUGUGGAGGCUAUAAUCCGUUUGCUUAUUCAUGAUGAUAAAAUUAAGAAGCACAGAAGAAUUUCGACUGAACAAAAACAUUUUCUUCUGGCAACUGAUAUUCGCGAACUCGCAGGUUGUAAGAAAGGACCUCAAAAGAAGAGAUUUUGCGAAGAGAUGGAAAAAGAAAUAUACCUUUUGUAUGAUGAAGACGCAAAAGACAAAAAAAUUGUAGACACAAAAAAGACAACCAUCGAUAAAGACACCAAAAUGAAAACUAGCAAUGAAGACACAAAGAAGAAAACAAGUAAUGAAGACGCCAAGAGGAAUACAAGUAAAAAGGACGCCAAAACGAAACUAAGUAAUGAAAACCCAAGAAGGAAAACACUAAAUGAAGACGCUAAAAAGAAAACAAGAAAUGAAGACGCCAAAAAGAAUAAUGGAAACGAAUCCACUUUUUAUUGGAAAAAUGGUGAUCUUGAACAAAGAUUCAUUGAUAUUCUUGAUGACUGUAAUGAGACAACAGUAGUCAAUGUAAUAAAUGAAAUAUUUCGUAUGUUUUGUGAAGAGAAAAAGGACGAAUAUAAUAGCAUAGACAACUAUUUAACAUAUCGAAAACAAAUCGAAGAGUUUGAAUUAAGAAUUCAGGCCUUCAAAACUCCAACAGGAAAUGAUCAAACGUGCGCGACAGCAGAAUUAAAAAAUUUAGAAAAAGAAAAGAACAAUGUACAGAAAAAAAUAAUAUGCAUAAAAGAAACAAUAAAAGAUAUAGUGAAGACAAGAAUUAUUCUAAAUGCUGAUUAUGAGUACAUUGAAACAAUUGCAGAAGCAUUAAUACAUCAUUCUAAAGAGAUUCCAGAAUUUAUUGACUUUUGCAGCAAUAACAGUUUGAAAAGCAAACACAACGAACCAGAAGUUAACGAAGUCUAUAACAUUGCAAUGCAAACUUUGCAGAGUAAAGAAGAAGACAGUAUAUCAUAUAUGAUCACCGGCCGGACACAAGAGUAAACCUUCUUGAGCACGACUUCAACGUUUUAUCGCUCUUUCUGAUAAUGUUAGUGUUUAAUUAGAUAUUUUUUUUAUUAAAAAGAUGUCUUAGA